Messenger RNA from Mycena citricolor, 3225 nucleotides. Lineage: Eukaryota; Fungi; Basidiomycota; Agaricomycetes; Agaricales; Mycenaceae. The record is from the annotation of a GenBank genome assembly.
UUAAAUUCUGAAUCGGACUACUCUAGCUACAUAAUGACAAGCAGUGGGACGCUGUUCUAUUUCUGUAGUUUGCAGUUUGAGGCUUCGAGCCUCACGCGUGUCACAUGAAUGGAAGAUCAUCGCCUUUGAUGCAACACCGAUUCGAAGAUGGACUACUUCAAACGUCCAGCUUGACUGCUGGUUUCACUCCGAUACUUGGAGGUAGAGGCUCUGGGGGAUUGAGAAUGUCCUGGAGACUCCAUGACGGAACAGGAUGGAUCGAAUAGUCGUCGUGGUCACCGGCGAGGAAGCGGUGCAUAGACGCCCAAGCUAUCAUAGAAGCUUGCCUGUGCAAAGAGCUGGAUCAGGGAACACGGCUUCCACUGGAUUGAACUGUGACUCCGCGAGACAAACGCGCAGGCUAAACAGAGUAAGAGAAGAUAAACGGCACAUUAUGAAAAACGCACCGCUCUCGCAAGAGCGUGUUGCUAGCUACGCCUCCACUGACCACAACUUGCCGAAUCACAUGUCCCUCCGACUGACAAAGCUUGAGAGCAAGCAGCAACUUGGCCUCCAGAUGAGCAAAAGCUGCAUCUUGGAAUGCCCGGGCCAACGCUCGUUUGUUCGUCAGCUUAUCAACCCACCAGCAGCCGCUACGGUGCGCUCCACCCAGGAAUGCAAGCCAGCAUAGGAAAAUGCGAGUUUGCCCGGCAUUGGAUUCGGGGCAUGGUACUCGGGUUCAGGGCCCUCGGACCCCACGCCGGGCUCGGCACAAUACUUCUCUAGACCAGCGCCUGGACCGAGCGAUGUCCAUUUUAUCUGCAAGAGAGUAACAACGCGGUCGAUUGCAGACCCAAUGCUUUUAUCUGCUGUCGUCGCGACGAUGCGAAAUCCUGUGAGAGAUGUUGCGAGGACAAUCAUAGUAUGUCCGCCACUGACUAGCAGUGUCAGAAAAGGAAAUUUGGGAGGGAUGUCACAGGUCAAGCUCGCUGUGAGAGCAUGAGCUUGCUGGACAGAAACGUGAAGUCAGCUGGUACGAUAUACAACAUCGGAACAAUGUACCAUGUGAUGCACUCCGACAAGAGGUUUGUUGCAGGCAGCAGCUAGCGUUUUCGCAGCGUUCGUAGCUACAGACAAGCAGCCAGGUAGUCCUGGGCCUCUGGUGAAGGCCACGCCGUCAAUAUCCGACAUUUCGAGCUUGGCCUCCCUUAGUGCCCGUUGAACUGCACUCGGCAUGUUGCGUUGGUGUGCGCGGAGAGCUAUCAAAGGAUGGAUUCCACCGUCCCGUUCGUGCAGGUCGUUCUGUCGGCAGACCACGUUGGACCAGAUACGACGGGAGGCGUCCACUACGGCAGCGCAAGUAUCAUCGGCAGACGACUCGAGAGCAAGAACGCGGAAAGGGUGCCGAAGAACCGCAUUCAUGGAGCAGCCUUGGCAGUGCAUCACUCAGGAGUGGGAAGACCUUGCGAGUUGAUUGUGAUGCUCACAGGUGAACGCAACCCUCCCCCCAGUUUAGCCGAUCUCAGCAGAAACACGUCCGUCAUAUCCACCAGCAGCACUGAAUCCGAACUCGAUCUUACUCCUCCGCGCCCUCGGCCCAUUCGCACCUUCUCUGCACCGCGUUCCCGCAGUCCUCAAUCACCGACAAGCCGAGCUGGAUCGCGUCCACCUCCAUCAUAUCUCUCCCGGGAACUGGGCGUAGCAGAACCUACCACAUCGCCUGCAAAAGGGAAAUCUCCCGCGAGAUCAUCGGGGAAAGUCACCCUACACGAUUUCCAAUUCGGUAGCACCCUCGGCGAAGGCUCGUACUCCACUGUGAAACUUGCUACCUCUCGCGUGGACGGAAAACAGUAUGCGGUGAAGGUCAUUACGAAGAACCACUUGGUUCGUGCUGGCAAAGUAGGGACAGCCACGGCAGAGAGGGAUGCCCUCCUGCGACUAAACGGUCAUCCUGGGAUCGUCUUUUUGUAUUAUACGUUCCAAGAUGAAUGGAGUCUAUACUUCGUCAUCGAUUUGGCUACCAUGGGGGAGAUGCAGUCCCUGAUAUCUAGACUGGGGUCUCUCUCUACACAAUGUACCCGCUAUUUCUCCGCCCAGAUUGCAGAUGCCCUCGAAUACAUCCAUUCCAAAGGAGUCUUGCAUCGGGAUCUCAAACCUGAAAACCUAUUGCUGGACAGCGCUUACCGCAUCAAGAUAACCGAUUUUGGCACGGGGAAGGUCCUGGCGCAAGGAGGUGAAUACGGUUUCUACUCAGAUUAUUGGGCGUUUGGCUGUGUCAUAUUUCAGAUGAUAUCUGGCAGAUUUGCCUUCAAUGACCUUUCUGACUACCUGACCUGGCAGAAGAUUAAACGGGUGGAAUACGAGUUUCCGGAAGGUUUCGACGAGGAAGCUAAGAAUCUUGUUCAACGUCUCCUGGUCUACGAUCCUUCGGCGCGACUGGGGGCCGGUCAAACAGAUAACGACACCACGGCCCUGAAAGCCCAUGCCUUCUUUUCUCCGAUCACCUGGACCUCAUUGUGGACCGAUGUCGCGCCCCCGAUUGAACCUGGCCUAGUUGUAAGGGAACAACCGUCUGCAGAAAGCGAAAAUGCUCGCUGGGAGGACUUUGGCCAGGCCUGGGACAAAUUGGCCUUGCAAGACGAUGAAGACAGUGAUGAGAUAGAAUGGGCUAAAACCGACCCGGAGCGUUCGCCCGGAACAGCUGGGAGAUCUUCUGCCCGGGAUGACUCUUCCUCGUCUUCUGGUCACGGCGAUCCCGCUGCGGGCACAUCACUGCGAGUCCAAGUAUCGGAUCCCGAUGGCAGAGCAGUCCAAGUUGAAAGAGGUCGAGAUCGAGCACCUACUCCCUUACGCGGCGGUGAUGCCGAUACCACCGUUUUUGCCGCCGCUCUCAAGCUUUCGCCGGAGGAACAUAUUGUCAUGCAUUCCCCGGUUGAGCACAUCACUUCGAGGCGACGUGCCAGCCGCAUCCUGCUUGCAAUUCCUCCGAAAUCGAAACGACGCCAUCUGGUGCUCACCAAUCAACGGCUCAUAUGUUUGAAGCUGUCCAACUGGUCGAUCAAGACUGAAAUGCUCCUGGCGAGCCAGGGCAAGACUUCGACAGGGGUGAUUACCGAUGUGCAAAGGAGAGGACAGCAUCAAUUUGUGUUAACGGUGUCACCCGCGAAAAUGCAUAUAUACAGCGCUAGCGAUGCGACAUCUGCAGACAUCUGGGUAGAGCGAAUCCUAGCUUCGCAGUCGGGGUAA